AUGUUACGCGCAGCUUCAAGAAUGAUAUACUUUGCAUCACAUUUCUACGUAACGACGGCGUUCUACGCUCGCCGACUGCAGAUCGCAAAGUGCUCUCAGCAGAAGGACCCAGCGCAAAUGAUGAACUUAGUAUUCGCCGACGGUAGCAAGACGCCCAAAGAGAUGUGGCUUGAGCAGAAUGCAGGGACUCUACCAGAGCCGCUGUCACAGCAGGAGAUUGACAGGGUCAAGAAUCAGCCUGACGGCCGGAAGGACUUGCUACUGACGCGUAUGCAUGAGAAGUGA
This is a messenger RNA of Alternaria viburni, 285 nucleotides long. RefSeq lists its product as uncharacterized. The record is from RefSeq and is a predicted model, not a curated record. The coding region runs from base 1 to 285 and encodes 94 amino acids. NCBI's taxonomy places the organism in Eukaryota, Fungi, Ascomycota, Dothideomycetes, Pleosporales, Pleosporaceae. The transcript is spliced from 2 exons.